This is a messenger RNA of Pocillopora verrucosa, 2376 nucleotides long. Its product is annotated as potassium voltage-gated channel protein Shaw. Gene Ontology annotation, biological process: potassium ion transmembrane transport; protein homooligomerization. The record is from RefSeq and is a predicted model, not a curated record. Lineage: Eukaryota; Metazoa; Cnidaria; Anthozoa; Scleractinia; Pocilloporidae. Gene Ontology annotation, cellular component: membrane; voltage-gated potassium channel complex. Gene Ontology annotation, molecular function: protein binding; delayed rectifier potassium channel activity.
CACAUCGAGACAAAGAGAGGAAUAUCCUGACUGUUUCUCGAUAAAUUUGUGGUAGAAGAUUAUUCAGCCAACUUUAUGCCAUAACUUUCAGCGAAGAGAAGGACAAAAUGACUCCCUCAGAGAGGCGAGAUACGAUGAGGCUUGAAAGUCUUGGCGGAGCGAAGCCGAUAAAAGAACUCCGCGAUAGAGUAGUUCUUAAUGUCGGUGGCAAGGUUUUCGAGCCUUAUAUCAGCACGCUUAAAAACAUACCAGAUAUUCCACUGGCGAGGAUCUUAGACAAUCGCUCGAAAUUAGACUAUGAUCCCGAAUCGGGUGAAUAUUUUUUUGACCGACAUCCGGCAGUUUUUCAGCAAGUUUUGAACUACCUACAAACGGGGAAACUUCAUUGUCCCCGCAACAUCUGCGGCCCUCUAUUCGAACAAGAACUCGCUUAUUGGGGUUUAGACGAGCAACAAAUGGAAUCUUGUUGCUGGCCGAAUUACACAAAACACAGGGACGCUCAGGAAAACUUGCAAGCAUUGGAUUUCAGACCUAAAUACGAAAAUGCAGACGGUGAAAGAUCGAGGCAAAGGUUUUACAACGAUCCGACUCUGUCUUGGUGGCAAAGAAAUCAGCCUAUCGUCUGGGAAAUUCUAGAUGAUCCAUAUUCAUCCUCUACUGCGAAGGUGUUCGCCUGGGUCUCUCUGGGAUUCAUCGUCACAUCCAUCUUCACAAUCUGUCUGUGGACGGUUGAAUACUUCAAGGGAUUCAGAGAGGUCACCGUGACGCAGAAUGUGACGCAGAAUGUAACGCAGUCGACGGACACAACACUUGGUCGAAAUUAUACAUCGGUGACAAAAACGGAACUUGCUGGUUCUCAGACCCCCAUGGACGUGCUGACAAUAAUAGACUCGGUAUGCACAGGUUGGUUCACCUUGGAGUUUCUGUUGCGCUUGGCUUUCUGUCCGAGCAAGUUCCAAUUCGCCAAAAAGUUGCAAAACUGGAUUGACCUUUUGGUGAUAAUCCCGCUAUAUCUACUCCUGGUGUUUGAACGCACAACUCUGAUCGAAGUCCUAAACACAACGCGUAUUGUUCGCAUCUUUCGGUUCUUCAAACUGCUGUAUGACCUCCAGAUUCUGGGAAAGACUGUCAAGGCUAGUCGUCAUCAACUGGGUCUUCUCCUACUUAUUCUGCUCAUCCCUGUCAUAAUUUUCUCAAGCCUUAUCUUAUACACCGAGAGGCAGUGGGGAACAGAAAAAUCCGAGUCUGAGUUCCACAGCCUGCCCAAUGCAUUCUGGUGGGGCGUCAUCACCAUGACAACCGUAGGAUACGGUGACAUUGUCCCGGCUUCGUUUGCGGGCAAGGUUGUGGGUGGCAUCGCCUCCAUAUGUGGCAUCAUCAUCCUAUCCACGUCUGCCUCUGUGAUCGGCAGCACCUUUUCGCUGUACUACAACCUGGCCCAAGCACAACUCAAGAUCCCACGGAAACAGCGUAACUUUGAGGUGGAUUGCCAAAGCCUACCGGCUGUUUUAGCCUGCAGGACCAGCCAAACCGACUCCGCAGUGAUCUCCAAUACCUCAGAUAGCGGCUAUCAGCGGUCUCCUAAUCGCCUUCAGACCUGUGAUCGAAAUAGUUUUGUGUUUGACGCAAACGCCCCAUCAUCUCCCAGGUCACCUUGCGCGUGCCAGAGCUCCCUGGAUCCCCCUAUUCCCUUAAAGCAAGUGUCAUCGCCACGCCCAUCUGUUCCCCUUACGCGGAAAGCGAGUAUUAGAAGAGACAGUAUUCUUGUGUAAAUAAAUAUGACGUUUCCUGAGAGAGAGAAAACGUUCCAAUACGGAAAAAUGAACUUUUUUUCACCUCAUCACAUCCGGAACCUGUCAUUAUUUAUCGCAGGGGCGGAGGAGAAUCGGAAGAUUUUUAUUUAGACACGAUAAAGCUCACCUGAUCCUCCCAUAAGGCUAUGUCAUAUUUUCAUGAUCUUCCGCCAUUGGCAAUAAUUGCUAGUCAGUUUUCUAUAGUCCCUGUCUGUAUACUCUGUUGGCGUCAACUAAUUCCCUCUUUGAUCCUCCCCUGAAAACCGAGUGAAUGCCAGAUGAAAGCAAAGUUUGCCAAGUUUAGUUGAUAAAACCAAGAAUCAGUAAAGCUAACAGAUUUUGCGAAAAGGUUACUUAGCUUAAUUUUUCCUCUGUAUACAUGUAACAUGUGUUGAAUCUCAUUGUAGUUAAGGUUUAGAAAAAUGUUAAAGCAAGCAAUCACAUUGUUUCACAUGAAAGGAAUACACGAGUAAUCGUUAAGCAGGGUGAUGCUAACCCAUUAACCCCUAAGAGUGACUAGUUUCUAAUUUCUCCAUACAAUAUCACCAUGAAAUAAACAUUAACGUUACGAGAAUAAAGGAAA